Molecule: messenger RNA, 969 nt
Organism: Rhineura floridana
Lineage: Eukaryota; Metazoa; Chordata; Lepidosauria; Squamata; Rhineuridae
Product: olfactory receptor 5AR1-like
Exons: 2
Coding region: 1-960 (319 amino acids)
Biological process (GO): sensory perception of smell; G protein-coupled receptor signaling pathway
Cellular component (GO): membrane
Molecular function (GO): G protein-coupled receptor activity; olfactory receptor activity; odorant binding
Source: RefSeq, a predicted model, not a curated record
AUGUCUCUCAUCAAAAACCAUACAAAGGUAACUGAGUUUGUCCUCUUGGGAUUAGUGGACAGCCGUGAAAUGAAACCACUGUGCUUUAUUGUGGUGUUAAUUAUGUAUUUAGUGACCCUGAGUGGGAACAUUGGGAUGAUCAUAUUAAUCAGGGUCGACCCUCAACUCCAGAAGCCCAUGUAUUUCUUUCUCAGCCAUUUGUCCUUCUUAGAUUUUGGAUAUUCCUCAGCCAUUGCCCCUAAAAUGCUGGAUAAUUUUUUAGCAGAGAAGAAAACCAUUUCCUAUCCAGGCUGCGCUGCACAGAUGUAUUUCUUUGUCUUCUGCGCAAGCACUGAGUGCAUCCUCCUGGCAGCAAUGGCAUAUGACCGGUAUGUGGCUAUCUGUAAUCCUCUCCUGUAUAUGGUUAGUAUGUCUCCCAAAACAUGUGCCCUGAUGGUGGGCAGUUCCUACCUUGUUGGCUUUGUGAACGCAAUGACCCAAACAAUUUCCACUUUCAUGCUAUCUUUUUGCGGCUCCAUCGUCAUCAACCACUACUUCUGCGAUGUUCCCCCUCUGUUAGCUCUUUCCUGCACUGACACGAGCAUCAAUGAAAUGGUGCUCUUUGUAUUUGCCGCAGUCCUGGGCAUAUUCACUUCAGCAGAAAUUGUGGUGUCAUAUGCAUUCAUCCUGUCUGCAAUCUUGCGGAUCCACUCAACUGAGGGGAAGCAAAAGGCUUUUUCAACAUGUGCCUCACACCUGGUGGCUGUUACCAUCUUCUAUGGAACGACGGUCUUCAUGUACUUGCGGCCUCGUUCUAGCUAUUCCAUGGACCGGGACAAAUGGGCUUCUGUGUUUUACACUGUGGUGAUUCCCAUGCUCAACCCCCUGAUCUACAGCCUGAGGAACAAGGAAGUGAAAAAUGCCUUGAGAAGAAUUCAACCACAGGAAUUAUCUUUCAUAAGGGGCAUGAGAAGCUCAUAAAUACUAAAC